AUGGAGGAACUGUCAGCACAAGAAGCCUCAGGAUCACCAAGGGUCCAGUUUCACUCUUUGGAGACCCAGUCUGAGUGUCUUUCCCCAGAGCCUCAGUUCAUGCAGGACGCCGACAUGGAGCAGGGACUCACUGGGGCUCCACCUGUUCCCCAGGUGCCUGCUCUUCCCCAAGAGGGAAGCCCAGGAGACCAGACAGCUGCACUCCUGACAGCCAGGUACCAGGAGUUUGUGACAUUCGAGGAUGUGGCUGUGUACCUUACUCGAGAGGAAUGGGGAUGCCUGGACCCUGUUCAGAGGAACCUCUACAGAGAAGUGAUGUUAGAAAAUUAUGGGAACGUGGUCUCACUGGGCAUACUUCUCCGCCUUCCUACCACCCGGAUUCAUUGUGUGAAUUCCUGCCCAGCUCUGAGUCAUACCCAGGCAAGUGCUUUCUCUGGAGAAACACUUGCAGUGCUUUCAGCAGGAAUCUCCAAGAGAUGGCCCAAGUAUCGGCUUCCCAUCGGUAGUGUUCGUCCCUGCUCGGAAACUCCUUUUCCACAAGUGUAAGAUAUUAAACUUGGUUGAUGGAAUAGAUGCUCCCUGGGAUACCACCACUGUGUAAAACUGUAGCUUCUCAAUGACCUUUGUUAAAUUUUAAUGUGAAGGGUCCAAGGAAGCCUUCCUUGCACCCCGAUGCAUUUUGAACCCAGUUCAUUCAGAAACCAUGCUUUCUAGUCAGACACUUAGGUUUUGAGAAACUACAGAGUUCAAAAGUUCAACUCUACCUCUUCAUAUGGGGUCUUGUAUUAGAAUGUAGCACAUUUGCUGUGUGCCCUUUUUCCACAGUGAGCAGGACCAGCUCCUUGUGUUUUCUCACUCUGCUGCAACCUCUGGGCUUUCCUUACAUUUAACAUCAUGCUUUUUUCCUUCCUUCAAAGGCCUACCUUCCUCCCCUUGACUCUGAGGUGCUAUACCGAUUGAUGUAUUUAUAGUACCUUUCCUGAUGAAGUGUUCCUUAGCACUGUUUGAGGGAGGGGAAACGGGAGCAUAAAACAAAGUUAAAUCUUUUUUUCAGGGCAUCAAUAUGAAUGUAUAUUUAAUAACUUUGUAAAAUGUAAAAUUAUAUAUAUAAUUGUAAAAUAUUGUCAAUUUUACUUAAUAAUUACAGAAUUUCCAACAUUAAUCUGUCUAAUUUUUGGAGUAAAACAUCGUGGAAAAACUUGUAGAUUAUGGUGUAAUGUAGUCUAGUAGCACAGCAUGCAGUGAGACUGAACUUUAUUCCAUUUUCCAUGUCAUCUCUGUGCAUGUAUACAGGACACCCAUGCAUACUGCAACAUCAAGUCGCACUACAGGAAGCCCACCUACUCAGUCUACUUUUGUGAUCAGGUCAACAAUAUGUCUUUAGAAAUCACUUUUAUGGAAAAUCAUUUUCUAUUUGUGGGUUUACUGAACUGCAUUCUGAAAUUAAACUAUUUGUGGUUGUAACCGAAGGGCUUUAUAAUUCAGUUUCUACUUAACAUUCCCACUUUUAAGUUUACGCCUUUGUUUUCCUCUAGCAAUAGCUCUAAAUUGUAUUUGCCACAGACAUUAGAAUUUUGGUCCUUUGGUUAAGUGCUUUCACAGUAUACUAGUAAAUGUAGAGAAUAUAAAUAGUCACAGCUGAGAUCAGGUGUGGUGCACACCUGUAAUCCCAGCACUUGAGAGACUGAGGCAGGAGGAUUGCUGAGAGUUUAAGGCUAGCCUGGCUACAUAGUGAGCUCAAAUCCAGCCUGAAUUAUCUAGCAAGACUGAAAAAAUCAAAACAAGAACAACAAAACAACCACAGCGGAACUUUGGUUCCAUGUUUUCACUAGAUAGUAGUGAAUAUGCAGACUAGGAAUAGCUGAGUGAAAAGUACACAGUAAAUAAUUUUCAUUAUCAAAUUUAAAAGAAACCAAAUUUUGGUUGUUGACAGUGAACAAAUAACUGGCUUUUAACCCAAAAAGAAAUUGCCUGCGAGUGCUGAAGAUUUUAGACUGGGUUGCACUUUACAUAGGUCAUUGUGGGAGAUGUAGCUGAUGGCAUUAGAAGUAUGCUUAUCAAAGUUCUAUUUGGUGGUAAAUGAGUUAGUAGAUCAGGAAUGUUUUACACAUACCCAUGGCUUUUUGAACUUGAUGCCCUGGAAGGCAACGGUGAUUUUGCACGGAAUGUUUUCUACUAUUUUUAUUUUUUUUCUGGUAUUGAGGAUUGAACUCAGGACCUUGUGAUUGCCAGGCAGUUGCUGUUUCCCAGCCUAGUGAUACCUAUAUCACUUAAUCCUUACUAUCGCCCUGUGAACAGAAGAUGUUAUUUUUACUUUGAGUUUGAAGACAUUGAGGCUCAGAAAAAUUAACAGACUUAAGAUCCAGACCUAUCUUGGAAAGUUGUAUUGUUUUCUACUGUUUUGUGCUUCUAGGGUAAUAAGUGCAGCCACAUAUGACAUUUGAAAUUUGGUUUUUUUCAAUACUGGGUAUUGAACCCAGGGCCUCUGCUGACUUACAUCCCCAACCCUUUAUUAUUUUGGAGGAGAGUCUCCAAAUCACCAAGUUGUCCAGGAUGAGCUUGAACUUAUAAACCUCCUGCCUCAGGACUAUAAAUAUUUUUUAUGGGUUAUCUGUAUUCUGAUAAUAGAGAACAUCAAAAUGACUAUGAUAAGUUACACAGACUAGUUUAUACAGUUUGGGAUCUGAAAGGCUAUGUAUGUAAGAAGUAAAACUAAGAGUGUAGUAUAGUGUAGUAAAAGAGAUACCUGUAGAAGAAUGCUUUGCUACUUGUGUUUGCUCAUGCCUGUAAUCUCAGCUCCUGAGGAAGCUGAGGCAGAUCACAAGUUUGAGGUCAACUUGGGGAAAUUAGUGAAACUUUUUCGUAAAAAAGCCUGGCAGUGUAGCUCAGUGCAGGCAAGUGUGUGUGAAGUCCAGUGAGCCACAUCCCCAUGAAAAAGCUAUUGCUAAGAGAUUUUUAUUUGUGGAUUUAUUAAGGACCAUGAGAGGAAGCAUGAAGCUUCCAAAUUGCAGAACACUUUAGCACAACUCUGGUAAGAGGAAUGAGCCAAAUAAAGUAAAAUUUAAAUGUUAUUUUUGUGGUGCUAAGGAUUGAAUAUAUGGCCUUAUACAUGCAGGCAAGUGUUCUACCACUGAGCUACAUCCCCAACCCUUUUUUGAGACAAGGUCUUGCUGAGUUCCCUAGGCUGGCCUACUUCCUACUGAAAAAAUAAAUUUUUGGGGGUGGGGGACAAUGUCUCACUGUAUAGCCCAGGCUAGCCUCCAACUUACAGAGAUCUUCCUGCCUUAGCCUCCUAAGUGCUGGGAUUACAAACAUGCACCACCACACCUGGUUCAAAUAUUAUUUUUAAAGACUACACUAUAGUAAAGCUAAUAGAACACUAUUAAGACUUACAUUAAAAAAUAAAAAGAUGUGAAUAAAAGUUAUAGAGAGGAAAAAUUUAAAGCAAGUGCGCUUUUUUUGAUUUUUUUUUUUGGUGGGGGGGAGAUAGGGUCUCUUGUGUCAUGCAGGCUGGGCUUUAGCUGGCUUAUACAUCCCAGACUGGCCUCAAACUCACAAUGAUCCUCCUGCCUCAGCCUCCUGAUUGCUGUGAUUACAGACAUGUGCCAUUAUGACUGGCACAAGUAGAUAUUUUGAAAGUACAGAGUUUCAAGUUAAAAUUUUGGGAAAAAAAAUUCAUCUCAUUGCCAAGAAAAUCUACCAUUAAUAUUUUCUGCAACAGGCAGUAUGAAAAAUUGGAAGGAUUAGACCAUAGAAUCAAACAUAGGUGUGACUUACUAGUUGUGAUAUGUAAAACAAAAUAGCCUACACUUAUUUUCUUCAUCUGCAAAGCAUGAGUUGUGCUAAAGAUUUAGUUAGAUUAUGUACAUAUAUAAGUACCUGGCUUGUGAUAGUGAUUUUGGGAAGCACAGCAAGUGAUACAAACUAUUUAUGAGAUUUUUUAAUACAAAUAAACAUGUAAGGAGCUUAUUAAAAAUUUUUUUUUUUUUGCCUUUUUCCUUUUUAUCAGUACCGGGUAUCGAACUCACAACUGCCUGCUUGCAAGGUAGGCGCUUACACCGCUGAGCUAAAUCCCCAGCCCCUAAAAUUAUUUAUAUAGAAUUUCUUCAAAUUUUCUUCAAACUAGCCUUGGGUUUGGAUGUUUAUUAUUAAAAGAGAUUUGCAUUUUUUGAUGCUAAAUCAUCUUUGAGGAACUGCCUCCCCUUUUUGUGUAUGUUUUCAUUUUUUAUUAGAGAAGUGGGAGGUUGAAUUUCAAUAUUGAUGGUAUUGUAACUUGUCUGCUUUGUUCAGAGGAACACACAAUCAAUUUGUACAAGGGUAUACAACAAUUUAGUUGGCAUUUUGUGUUCUAAAAUCAGUAAUCUGACUAGUUCUAGGCUACCAGACUCCCCUGCACUGUUCCUCGCUCUCAGUUUUGGCAGAUGGCUCAGUUCUCAGUUCUCAUGCACUGUCAGCAAUAGGAUUUUUUUUUUUUUUUUUUUUUUUUUUUUUUUUUGUGACAGGGUCUCGCCAUGUAGUCCAGGCUGGCUCAUACUCAUGGCACUCUGCCUGUGUCAGCCCCCCAGGUGCUGGGAUUACAAGCAUGUGUCACAACAUCUGGCAAGACCCCUUUUAAUUAAAAGUUCUAUGGCUCCAAGGGCCAGGGGUUUAGCUCAGUGGUAUAAGUGCUGCCUGGCAGGCAUGAGGUCAUGAGUUCAAUCCCCGAUAAAAAAAAUUUUUUUCUGUAGCUCCAAAUUCUUAGGAUCUCACUCUAUGUUUUAUUCUAGUCACUUUUUUUCCUGUUAUUUUUCUUUUUACCUUUUACUCUGUACAUUGAUCUUCUGUUUUGUUUCUGUAUGUGUUUUGGAGGAAGGGAUAGACUUUAUUUCACUGUCAUUACUUUUUACAAGUAGUGUGUUUAAAAGCUAGUUUCACCAGCUAUUGUGACUUUGGAGAAGUUGUUUUGAGAUCUCAAAUUCCCAUUUGUGUGAAAACAAUAAUGUUCCUACUUUAUAAAGUAGUGAGUAUUAAAUGAGUGAAAACUUUAAAGCUCUUGGCAUGGCAUUUUGCACCUACUUAGUAAACCUUAAUACUUUGAUAAUACUUACAUUACAAGUGGCUGUGUGUUGUAAACCAUUUUCUUCCUUCCAAGCUUCAGUCUUGUCUAUUAACUGCUUGUUCGACAUUUUCUGUUUUAUUUUCUUAAAUACAAGUGUCAAACUCCUCAUCCUGUAAGAAGACAGCCUUUUUGCUGUGCAUUUGCAUUUUAAAUGUAACCAUAAAUAGCCAAUUUGUCUCAAAUAUUAAAUACUGAGGCUGAGGAUUUAGCUCAGUGUGGUGUAUGUGCUUGCCUGGCAAGUGCGAGGACGUGAGUUCAAUCCCUAGUACCAAAAGCAAACAGACAAACAAACCUGAGAAGCAUCAUAGUAAAUAUUUAACAUUAUUGUUAAUUAGAAUUCUGAACACAAUCUUUGGUCCUUCAUGUCACACACUGUUUUUUCUUUCUUUCUUUCUUUUUUUUUUUUUCCAUGCUAGAUAGUGAAUCCAGGCCUUCACACAUGCUAGCCAAGUGCUCACUGUGUGUAUGUAUGUGUACAGGUAUAUGUGUGUUUAUGUACAUAUGUGUGUCUUUAUAUAUACAUACAUAUACAAUGGUGCCUCAGUUUAUAAGCUUCAUGCCAUGAUUCUGGUCACAGAAUUUGUUCUAUAAUUCUGGCGAACUGAGGUACUACUGUGUAAAUAUAUUUUUUGGUGUGGGAUUGAACUAGGCUCUUGUAUGUGUAGGGUAAGUCCUGUAUCUGUAGGUUGUAGUGAUUUUUAAACCCUUCUUUUUAGUGCCUGGGAUUGAACUAACUCAGGGCUUUGUGCCUGGUAGGCAAACACUGGAUUGCUGGGCUACAUCCCCACUCUAGUAAAACUAUUUUAUUUGGCAUGGAAGACUUAAAACAAGUGUCCAGAAGGAAAACUGACUGUUAAUCCCUAGCUGGAAUUCAGAAACAUAAUAAAUGACUUGCAUGUGUA
This is a messenger RNA of Cavia porcellus (domestic guinea pig), 6000 nucleotides long. It is a transcript of the gene Znf655, whose product is annotated as zinc finger protein 655. Bases 1 to 546 code for a protein of 181 amino acids. The transcript is spliced from 4 exons. The record is from RefSeq and is a predicted model, not a curated record. Gene Ontology annotation, biological process: regulation of DNA-templated transcription. NCBI's taxonomy places the organism in Eukaryota, Metazoa, Chordata, Mammalia, Rodentia, Caviidae.